AGUUUAGUUGCGCAUAUUAUCUGAACGAGCUUUGAGGCUACCUUCUAUGCCAGUGUGUAUAAAGGUUGCUUCGAAAUAAGAGGCAUUAUAGAUUUGACAAUUUUCGAUUGGUUCAGAUUCUCAAUACCUACAUCUAACCUAACUACCUUGCGCUACCUACAAUUGCAAAGACAAUGAACAUCAUCUACGGAUUCCUUCUUGCAUUCGGAUGCAUCAGCAUCGCUGCUGGAGAUAGAUUGAAAUGUACUCUCAACCCUGCAGACGUACCUAAUUCAUGGCUGGAUAUGGUAGACCCGUGCAUCAAGGCCAUGGAAGCCCAAGUGCAGACUGAGAUUGAAGCAUCUAUAACUUAUCUUGCCAUGGGUGGUCACUUCGCACGUGACUCUGUAAACAGACCUGGAUUCAGCAAACUCUUCUUGGAAAGUGCCAGCGAAGAGCGUGAUCAUGCUUUGAAGAUCAUUGAAUACCUAUUAAUGCGUGGACAGCUUACAAGUGAUGUGAGCAAACUGCUCAAGUUCCCACUGCGACCGAUACGAGAGGAAUGGUCCAGCGGAGUGGAAGCACUUUCCGAUGCUCUCAAGCUGGAAGCACAAGUUACACAAAGUAUCCGCAACAUCAUUCAAGUUUGCGAAAAUCCAACACCCAGCGACUUCAACGAUUAUCAUUUGGUCGAUUAUCUCACCGCUGACUUUUUGGAUGAACAAUACAAGGGCCAACGUGAUCUUGCUGGGAAAAUUUCAACUCUUGGUAAGAUGAUGGCAACUCACGGACCCCUUGGUGAAUUCCUGUACGAUAAGAAACUCCUCAACGGCGAAUUGUAAGACGCCUGUCUGUUUGAGAAAUAAUAAAAAUGUGACAUUUUUUUUUUAUAACACAAGUCAGUCAUAUUUGGAAUAAUGUAGCGGUUUGAAUAACGAUCACAAUCGUGUAUUCGCUAGUAUAGUAUCCAUGGUUUUCUAUCGUCCUUUGUUCGUGUCACAAUUGACUCCUAGGUUUAAAUUAAUUCUUUUUUCCUAAAUAUGGCUGUAUAUAUAACAACAAAAUAUUCUAAGAUUAUGUAUAAAGAACAGAGAGUUUAUAGUGUUUGUUAUUCUGUAAUCAGGUUCAUACUGUAAACGAUUAUUGGUGAAUAAAGACAUGCUGUUCAAAGAUGAAA
This is a messenger RNA of Athalia rosae (coleseed sawfly), 1156 nucleotides long. RefSeq names its product ferritin subunit (gene Fer1HCH). Gene Ontology annotation, cellular component: cytoplasm. The record is from RefSeq and is a predicted model, not a curated record. Gene Ontology annotation, biological process: intracellular iron ion homeostasis; iron ion transport. Gene Ontology annotation, molecular function: ferric iron binding; ferrous iron binding. The coding region runs from base 174 to 821 and encodes 215 amino acids. The transcript has 5 exons. NCBI's taxonomy places the organism in Eukaryota, Metazoa, Arthropoda, Insecta, Hymenoptera, Athaliidae.